Messenger RNA from Perkinsus marinus ATCC 50983, 3278 nucleotides. RefSeq lists its product as hypothetical. The transcript has a single exon. The record is from RefSeq and is a predicted model, not a curated record. Gene Ontology annotation, cellular component: plasma membrane. Gene Ontology annotation, molecular function: NAD binding; NADP binding. Gene Ontology annotation, biological process: proton transmembrane transport; NADPH regeneration. The coding region runs from base 10 to 3147 and encodes 1045 amino acids. NCBI's taxonomy places the organism in Eukaryota, Perkinsozoa, Perkinsida, Perkinsidae.
CCAACUGUCAUGGCUUCAGUCGACGCUCAUCUGAGAGGCAGUGAGCCCCACCUUCUCAACCACGACCCAACAUCCCUUGUCACUGGCUCAGCCUUUGGUACUAUGACUGAGGCCGCAGUGGUCUUCGUCGCAUUAAGCUUCAUGUACGCUCUCAAGGGUCUUGGUUCGCCUGUUACCGCUACCAGAGGCAACGCUGCUGGUUCUAUUGGCAUGCUAGUGGCGGUCGUCUUCGCUUUCUAUGAUCCCCACUUUACUUCCAAGUCACUCGAGAUCGCACUUAUCUGCUUCGCUGUGGCCGCCGUUGCAGGAAUCAUGAUUGCUAACAAGGCUAAGAUGAUUAUGAUGCCACAGAUGGUUGCCGGCUUUCACGCCAUGGUCGGCCUAGCCGCUGUCAUGGUCGCCUUUGCUCGUUACUUCGAUCCCGCCGAGGAGAUGAGUGCUGGUCACUUGGUUGAGACUAUGAUUGGUAUAUUCUUCGGUGCCAUGACCCUUACCGGUUCCAUUGUUGCUUGUGGCAAGCUACAUGGAAUUAUCCGUUCUAAGGCCCUUCUUCUCCCCUUCCGUCACUGGAUCAACGCUAGCAUCUGUGUCGUCUCAGUUGUGCUAACGGUUUACCUUUGUAUCAUUGGUAAGGGGACUCAGGGUGGUGCGAUCUGCAUUGGUAUUGAGAUGGCAGUCUGCCUUUAUCUCGGUUGGGCUCUCGUCAUGUCCAUCGGUGGCGCUGAUAUGCCUGUUGUUGUCUCCAUGCUGAACUCCUACUCCGGUUGGACUACCGUUGCCUGUGGUUUCAUGCUUUCCAACACGAUCCUUAUCAUCGCCGGUUCUCUUAUUGGUUCUUCUGGUGCCAUCCUUUCUUACAUCAUGUGCAAGGGUAUGAACCGUUCCUUCACCUCCGUCAUUCUUGGUGGCUUUGGUGUCGAGGAGGGCCACACCGUUGAGGUCACUGGUACUGUUACUGAAACCAAUGUUGAUGAAGUCUCUCAUGAUUUGCUCAACGCAAAGUCUGUCAUCAUUGUUCCCGGCUACGGUAUGGCCGUGGCUCGUUGCCAGCAGUCUGUAGCCGGCAUUGCCGAGCUUCUGAGGUCGCAAGGCACUAAGGUUGAGUUCGCCAUUCACCCCGUCGCUGGUCGUUUGCCGGGCCAUAUGAACGUCUUGUUGGCGGAGGCUAACGUCCCCUAUGAUAUCGUUAAGGAGAUGGACGACGUCAAUCCUCAAUUCCCCACCACUGACGUAUCCAUUGUUUGCGGUGCCAACGAUAUCGUCAAUCCGCUGGCCGUUGAGGACCUCUCCUCGCCCAUCGGGGGCAUGCCCGUUCUUGAGGUAUGGAAGGCUACUCGAUGUGUUGUCAUGAAGCGUUCCAUGGCCACUGGCUACUCUGGUAUUGAGAACCCCUUGUUCUACAAGGAGAAUACUCGUAUGCUCUUCGGCAACGCCAAAACACGUACUCAGGAGAUUCUGGCUGAACUGCAGAAUCUCACGAAAGACCUACAGCCUGCUGCUACAUCUGGCGGGAAUGCUACUACUCCUCUACUAGCUGCUGAGACGAAACCCGAGCCGCAAAAGGUCAAGGAGUAUCCGCCGACGAAGAAGAUCAUAGGCGUCUUGAAUGAGACUAAAAAUUCUGAGGAGACUCGUGUUGCAAUCGCACCGAAUGUGGUGUCCAAGUUCCGAGAGAUGGGGUAUGGUUUCGUUAUGGAAAGCGGAUGCGGAGACAAGGCCUCCUUCCCUGACCGCUAUUAUGCCACUGAGGGUUGCAAGUUGGUGAAGACGCCUGCAGAGGUGUUCAAGGCUGCUGACAUAAUCUGCAAGAUCAAUACACUGACGGAAGAUGAUAUCAAGUCGUUGAGGAAGGGUCAGAUCGUGGUUACUUACUUGUGGCCCGCCUUCAACCCCGAGUUGCUCAAGACUCUUGCUGCUAAGGGUGUGACUGCCAUGUCUGUCGACGCUGUUCCCCGAAUCACUCGAGCCCAGAAGUUGGAUACUUUGUCCUCUAUGGCCAACAUGGGUGGCUACAAGGCUAUUAUUGAGGCUUUCCAUCUUUUGCCUCGUUUUUCCAAGCCCCUAACUACUGCAGCAGGUGCGGUGCCAGCAGCGAGGGUCUUCAUCAUCGGUGCCGGUGUAGCUGGCCUUUCGGCAGUUGGCACCGCCCGUUCCCUUGGUGCUGUUGUUGUUGCAAAUGAUACCCGUUCUGUUGUGAAAGAGCAGGUCGAGUCUAUGGGCGCCGAGUUCGCUGAGGUCCCGGUUAAGGAAGAGGGUGCUGGUUCUGGUGGUUAUGCUAAGGUCAUGUCCGACGAGUUCCGCCAGGCCCAGAUGCAACUUUAUGCUAAGUUGAGUGCCGACUCCGAUGUUGUUGUCACCACCGCCCAGAUCCCCGGCAAGCCCGCUCCUCUGCUUAUCACCAAGGAGAUGGUUCGCUCAAUGAGGCCCGGCUCUGUUAUUGUUGAUCUCGCCGCUCAGCAGGGUGGUAACUGUGAGCUCACUCAGAAGGACAAGACUUUCCUUGACCCCGAGAGCGGUGUGACCAUAGUUGGUGAAUCUAACCUGGCUCGUUUCAUGCCUGCUCAGGCUUCCGAGCUCUUCGCCGCUAACAUGGGUCACUUGUUCAAGCACAUGGGCGAUGCAGGCAACCUUGACAAUGCUAUAGACAACCCAGAUGAGGUCAUCGAACCGAUCCGUUGCACAUACCGCGGUCAGGUUACGUGGAAGCCAGCAGCUCCCCCAGCUGCGCCUCCGCCUAAGGCAAAACCUGCUAAUCCUACUCCUCCAGUUGAGAAGCCAGAAAAGAAGGAACAAUCGAACUUCUCUAAAUGGCUCAAUUUUUUCAUUCUUCUGCUGGUCGUUGGGGUUAUCUGUAUCGCUGCUGGCUUCAGUAACGACAUGCAACUCGUAACCCAGUUGAUGGCGUUCGUUAUGGCGGUCAUUAUUGGCUAUUUUUUGGUUUGGAGCGUGGACCCAGCUCUACACACUCCUUUGAUGUCGGUAACCAAUGCCAUUUCUGGUAUCAUUGUCGUCGGAGCAAUGACGCAGCUCUCAGCUCAAGGUCACAUGGCUGCGGUCUGUGCUAUUAUCGGUACAUUCUGUGCAUCGUUUAACAUUUUCGGUGGUUUCUGGAUUACUAAACGUAUGCUGGGUAUGUUCCGAAGGUGAAGUUUAUGUUAACAAGCAGUCGCAACGAUUAUGUUUUUUCCAAAAAAUGCCACACCUUUCGCUAGGCUGGAGUCUCGAGCGAUGUUUCCUUGCGUAUAGCAAUGGACAGUUCUAUAGCUAACGGCAUGAUG